Panicum virgatum (switchgrass) is the source of this 504-nucleotide messenger RNA. Its product is annotated as cuticle collagen 2C-like. Bases 1 to 504 code for a protein of 167 amino acids. The record is from RefSeq and is a predicted model, not a curated record. Lineage: Eukaryota; Viridiplantae; Streptophyta; Magnoliopsida; Poales; Poaceae. The transcript has a single exon.
AUGGAGCCAGCCCACGGCCGCCUAUGCUGCUGCUGUGCGCAGGCAGGGCCUGGGCGCUGCCCCCUCCCCGCCGUCUGUGCUGCCCCUGGCCGCGGCGCCUCCGGCCCUCUCCUCUCCUCUGCGCUGGAUCCGCCCCUGGCGCUGCGGCCUUCUUCCUCUCCUCUGCUGCUGGCACUGGAUCCACCCAUGGUGCCGCGGUCCCUAGUGCUCCACCGGCCUGGCGCGACCCGGUCGCCGCCCUGGCCAUGGGCGCCGCCGCUGCCGCGGGGCCGCGAGCGCUGCUGCUCGUGCGCCGGCCCCCCUGCUCGCGUCGGCGUGAUCACGGGCGCGAUAGGCCCGGGCGCGGACGCUGCUGCUCUCGCGCUGCCUCCCCUGCUCGCGGGGUCAGCGGGCAUGGAUGCCCCUACAACUCCCGCGGUCGACGCAGGCCCAGCCGGCCUACAGCCUUCCCCUUCCUGUGCCGCGGCUGCCCCUGCCUGCGCCGCUGCGAGCUGCGAGCGCUAG